Neodiprion fabricii is the source of this 937-nucleotide messenger RNA. RefSeq names its product nuclease SbcCD subunit C-like. The coding region runs from base 16 to 804 and encodes 262 amino acids. Lineage: Eukaryota; Metazoa; Arthropoda; Insecta; Hymenoptera; Diprionidae. The record is from RefSeq and is a predicted model, not a curated record. The transcript is spliced from 5 exons.
CGAGGUAUCAGCAAGAUGAAGACCGCUCUAUUGAUUCUCCUGUCCGUCUCGAUGGCUGUCGCCGUUACGGAGAUCCAAAAGUCCCCCGAUUCCAAGCCCAAGGAUAAACGCGGUGUCUCAGCUUUCGGAGUCCCAGGAUACGACGUCUUCGGAGGAACUCCAGCCUUUGGAUCCACCGGAUGGGCGCCUGUCGGCUACGCCGCUGAUGGAUGGGCCAGCCCUGACGCAGCUUUGGGUCAGAUUCAGCUGCAGGCAACUCACGACAUCGCUCUCCAAGCGUUGAGAGAUCUCCCGAUGGGUACACCGAGCAUCGCCUAUCCGCCGGAAGUGAUCCGGGCGAUCCAGCAGGCGAAGGAUGCGAGUCGCAACGUCCUUGUGGCUCAGCAAAGAGUCGCGGAUGCCAAACAGGCUGCUUAUCUUCAGCAGAAGAUCGCCAUCGCCAAGGAGGCGAACGCCAGAGAGGCGGCUCACAGGUCCCAGGAAAUCGCAGCCCAUGCUAUAGCCGAGGCCAGAGCCAGUGCCAGACAGCUGGUUGCUUCCCAGCAGAGACUCGCGACCCUGAAGGACGCGGUUGCAGCUGCCCAAAGAGUCGCUGCGGCCAGAGAAGCCGCCGCUGCUGCAGCCAUCCAGAGAACAGCCACUGCCACAGCCGCGGAACUGAAGAAACAAGACGUCGAUAAACAGAUUAGUAUCAGUGAAGAAGAAGCCAGGCAAAAGGACAUCGUUGCAGCGAAGGAAAAUGCCAUCGCUAACGCACUGCAACAUGCAGCGGCAGAGAAACCGUCGUAUCCUCCAUGGGGAUAAUCGAUGCUCCGAUGUACUGAUCGGAUAAGAAAUUAUUCACAAGUUAAAAAAAUACUUCAAGAGACUGCUGAUUAUACGCAUUCAAUGUAAUCAACCUACUUAAUAAUUACCAAUACAAGCUAACAAUAAGUGG